AUGCUCAGCAUAAAGGACUUCAAGAAAGAAGCAAAUGGAAAAAGUCUUAGAGAAAUAGACGAUAGAAUAAAUAAAGAGAAUUGGAUAGAAGUGUGGAGUGCCGAAGAUAAAAAAGAAGAGCGGCAGAAACUCUAUUGCAAAGUGAACUUCCUUCAAGACGAAGUGGUGGACAAUGGUGUUGUUGACAAAAAGGAAUUUAUUCGCUCUCACGUAGCUUGA
Molecule: messenger RNA, 219 nt
Organism: Pieris macdunnoughi
Lineage: Eukaryota; Metazoa; Arthropoda; Insecta; Lepidoptera; Pieridae
Source: the annotation of a GenBank genome assembly